CUCUCUCUCUCUCUCUCUCGCAACAGCCAACGGCAACAGCAGACGAUAACGAGUAUUAUUAUUAUAUGGGCAAUGACCUAUCUACACAUUAAUAUAUUUAUUUAUUGCUCACUCAUACAUAUACGCUAACCACAAUCACUCGCUGUCUUUCGGGUUUCAGAAAGUAAUGGCCUUUUAGUGGUAAUGUAGGCAUCGGUUUUUUGUUCUUCAGAACAAAAAGCAGCGGCCAUGGAUGCUCCUGCGUUGGAGGUACCAGGAUUGUUGGAAGAUCAUGUCUCCCAGACAAUGGUAUGUCCUUUGGUGAUCUUUUUGUCUUUUCCAUCAGCAAUAUUUGAGCUGUCAACGUUCAGCAAAUUGAAUAUGGACCAAAAGAGGCAACUCGUCCAUGAGAUGUCCAAAUGGCCAGAUGGCGCCAUCGAAAUUCUACACUCGUGGACCCGUGUUGAGUUGCUUCAGAUCCUCUGCACAGAGAUAGGUAAGGAAAGGAAAUACAGUGGGCUAUCAAAGUCAAAAAUCAUCGAGCAACUCCUGAGAACUAUACACGAGAAGGAAUCCAAGGAACUUGGCCCAACAAAAUAUCCCGAAACUCAGCAGGCCUUGUUAGAAAACAGUGAAAGAACUCUCAAGAGGCAGAAAAAGUCCGACCAUCUAAAUCGAGUGCCUGCAGUCUCGAGUCUGACCAUGACAGUUGAUCUUGAAGUUGAGUCCAGUAGUACUGUGUACUGCAAGAACUCGGCCUGUAAGGCUAAAUUGAGCAGUGCGGACGAGUUUUGCAAAAGGUGCUCAUGCUGUAUUUGCCGCCAGUAUGAUGACAACAAGGACCCGAGCCUUUGGCUGAUUUGCAACACGGACCCGCCAUUUCAUGGGAUGUCGUGUGGCAUGUCGUGCCACGUGGAAUGCGCGUUAAGGCAUGAGAAUUCAGGUAUUUCUCAGGAUAAGGGACUUGACGGAAGCUUCUGUUGUGUGUCUUGUGGGAAGAUUAAUGAUUUGCUAAGCUCAUGGAGAAAGCAAUUAGUGGUGGCAAGGGACACCAGACGGGUUGACAUACUGGGCUACAGGCUCUCAUUGGGCCAAAAGAUUCUGGCGGGCACUAAACAUUACCAGAAUCUGUAUGAAAUAAUUGACGAAUCAGUGAAAAUGCUAGAGGAAGAAGUGGGUCCCUUAACUGGUUUACCCGUGAAAAAGGCGAGAGGGAUUGUGAACAGGCUUUCGUCAGGGCCCGAAAUUCAGAGGCUUUGUGCUUCUGCUGUGGAGUCCCUUGAUCUGUUGCUAUCUAACCGAGUAUCUGAUAUGCCCUCUGGUUACAACACACUUGCCUCGAAACUCGUCCAUUUCGAAGACAUUCGCGCCACGUCACUUACAGUGAACCUCCACUCGUACAACUCACAAACCAAGAAUCUCAUGGGCUAUUCCCUAUGGCACCGUAAAGCUGACGAAGCAAACUACCUUACAGACCCCACUUGCCGGUUAUUUGAACCGAACACAAAGUUUCUGCUGACUGGACUUAUUCCCGCCACACAGUAUUUCCUAAAGGUUGCUAUUCUCAACACCGAUCAGCAGAUGGGCCUCUAUGAAUUUCAGUUCCAGACUGCUUGCUCUCAGGAUUUGGCCCAAAAUAAAAACUCGGAACCUGAACGAAGUCAAAGUCAAAGUCCGGCUACUAACUGUAGCACGCUCUCGAACCCUUCUUCAGUCGAGGACGAGACAAAUAAUAUUAUUAUUGUCAAUCCUGCCUGUACUUUUACUGACAGUAAAAUUGCAACUCUCCUAAGUUUACCUAGUGAAACUCUGAAAACGACGAGCAUUGACAAUACUCCAGUCUCCACUGGCUUGGAAUGCGUGCCUUAUGUUGCUAGCUCUGAGGCUAACUUGCCUAUAACUCCUUGCAAGUUUGAAAUUUUGAAAGACGAAAAUAGGCCCAAGUCCAAAGGCAAGGAUGUGGGAUCUGAAAGAGACGAGUCAAAAAAGAGAGACAGGAAAAAUCGCAAAGGGUGUAAUAGCUGCAUCCGGGAUAAGGAUUUUGAGUAUUACGUGAAAGUUGUUAGGUGGCUGGAGUGUGAGGGCUAUAUUGAGACGGGUUUUAGGAAGAAGUUCUUGACUUGGUAUAGCUUGAGGGCUAACCCUCAGGAAGUACGUGUAGUGAAGGUUUUCAUUGACACGUUUAUUGAGGACCCUGUAUCGCUUUCCGGGCAAUUAAUCGAUACUUUUGCGGAUGUUAUUUCACAUAACGGGUGCUCGAGGGUGCCAGCUGGGCUUUGCAUGAAGCUUUGGCACUGA
Messenger RNA from Striga asiatica, 2277 nucleotides. The record is from the annotation of a GenBank genome assembly. Lineage: Eukaryota; Viridiplantae; Streptophyta; Magnoliopsida; Lamiales; Orobanchaceae.